This is a messenger RNA of Hyaloscypha bicolor E, 402 nucleotides long. RefSeq lists its product as uncharacterized. The transcript is spliced from 3 exons. The coding region runs from base 1 to 402 and encodes 133 amino acids. NCBI's taxonomy places the organism in Eukaryota, Fungi, Ascomycota, Leotiomycetes, Helotiales, Hyaloscyphaceae. The record is from RefSeq and is a predicted model, not a curated record.
AUGUUCUCGACAUUAGUACGACGGACUGCCCAGCAGAGCCCGCCAUAUGUGUAUACGAAUCCAUACAAGGCGAGAAAGUUAUGGCCCCCCGAUUUCUCGAAGAUCUCCCCGAAGCAUCAAUUCAGACUCGAACGGAAAUACAAGAGGAGAGCAAAGCUAAAGUGGGCAAGACCGAGAUGGACGAAAGCGGUUAAGAUUGUGCAGAUGGGGUCAAUUGUUUUUGUUGCGGUUUAUGGCGUGUUGUUCUUGGACUGGAAUAGCCAGGGUAGUCCGGAUAAUCCACCGUUCCAUGGGAUUCGAAGUUGGUUCUUUGGGUUGACAGGGUCGAUUUGGACGAAAGAUCAAGUCCGCCGAAGAGAGAGCCCAGAAGAGGCUCCUCCAACGGCAAGCACGGGCAGAUGA